Messenger RNA from Triticum turgidum subsp. durum (durum wheat), 621 nucleotides. The record is from the annotation of a GenBank genome assembly. NCBI's taxonomy places the organism in Eukaryota, Viridiplantae, Streptophyta, Magnoliopsida, Poales, Poaceae.
AUGGAGGAGGCCAAGAGGAGGCCGCGCGGCGUGCUGGACCUGGAGGCUCAGUUCGCCUUCUUCCGUUCGCAGCACCGGCACCCGGUCAACGCCGCCGCGCACGCGCUGCUCGCGGGCCCCAUCCUCUUCGGCAACCUGCUCAUCCUCUACUUCCUGCCCCUGCCCUCCCCGCUCGACCCGGCCCUCGCCCUCUCCCUCGCCUACGCCGCCGCCUACCUCGCCGUCGACCGCCGCGCCGGGGCCCUCGCCGCGCUCCUCCUCCUCGGCGCCUGGGCCGCCAGCCGCGCCCUCGCCGCCCGGCUCGGCUUCGCGCUCGCGUGGAAGGUCGUGCUGGCCACGGAGCUCUUCUGCUGGACCUGGCAGUUCCUCGGCCAUGGACUCUUCGAGGUAACGUCUGAUUUGUUCCCUGAACCUCCGCCACGUUCCUGGUCACAGAAGAAAGGCCCAACGGUGAGUGAACUUCCGGCGGUGUUCCUGAUGGAGCCAUUCCUCAUCCUACUGCAGAUACUCAACAAGCUGUUUGGCUACGAGCCAUACCCUGGAUUCAGCAAGAACGUGGAUAAGAAGAUGGAGGCCGAUCUCAGGGAGAGCAGAGAGCUCGAGCAGAGGAAGAUCAACUAA